This is a messenger RNA of Daucus carota subsp. sativus, 3307 nucleotides long. RefSeq names its product receptor like protein 22. The transcript is spliced from 2 exons. Gene Ontology annotation, molecular function: protein binding. NCBI's taxonomy places the organism in Eukaryota, Viridiplantae, Streptophyta, Magnoliopsida, Apiales, Apiaceae. Bases 47 to 2959 code for a protein of 970 amino acids. The record is from RefSeq and is a predicted model, not a curated record.
CUCUAAGCAGUAUCCCAAAAGUUGAAGAGUUUUACAUAUAUAUGCUAUGGCGUCAUACAGCUUUAUAAACUUCAUAUUCUUGUUUCUUUUAUACUCUCUUCAUGUUAUUGCUACCGUGCAUACCAUAAUGCCCCCUGCUGUUAUGUUGUGCCACGAUCAUGAGAGGUCUGCUUUGUUACACUUUAAGCAAAGCCUUUCACUUAAUGAGUCUGCAUCUGGUGAUUCCUCUGCUUACUCAAAGACUGAAUCUUGGAAGGCUAGGGGAGAAAAUGGUACUGAUUGCUGCUCGUGGCAUGGGGUCGAAUGCGAUGAAAAAACUGGUUAUAUCAUUGGUCUUCACCUCAACAGCGCCUUCCUCUAUGGCAUUCUUGGCUCCAAUAGCACUAUCUUUACCCUUGUUCACCUUCAGACCCUAAACUUGGCUGACAAUGACUUCCAGAGCUCCACAAUCCCACAUGAAAUUUCUCAUCUUUCAAGUUUAUCUCGCCUUGACCUCUCAUUCUCUGGUUUUUCUGGCCCAAUCCCAACCAAGCUGUCAAAAUUGUUCAAAUUGGCUUACCUUGAUCUGAGUGGAAACUACUUAUCUGGUAUCUUUCCGGUUGAUAUUUUCCAUUUACCCCACAUGCUUGUUCUUGAUGUGGGAGACAACGAAAAUCUAACCGGUGUUUUGCCAGAGUUUAACCGAACAAGCUCCUUCAAGGAAUUGAGACUUAGCUUCACAAAAUUCUCAGGUAAGCUUCCUAUCUCAAUAGGAAAUCUGCAGUCACUUACUGGAUUAAGACUGAAAGCAUGCAACUUCUCAGGACCAAUUCCCACCUCUAUUACUAACUUGACCCAACUCACUCUUCUUUCACUUUCCUAUAACAAAUUCUCAGGUCACCUGCCAAUCUCAGUCGGAAAUUUGCAGUCACUUGCUAUAUUGAAUCUCAACGACUGCUACUUCUCAGGAUUAUUUCCUACCUCUAUUGCUAACUUGACCCAACUCACUUAUCUAUCACUUUCCUCUAACAACUUCAGUAAAUCUAGAAAAAUUUCCUGGCUCGACAACUUAACCAAACUUACUUACUUGGACCUUAACUCUUCCAAUAUUCAUGGUGACAUCCCAUCAUCUCUUGCAAACCUUACCCAACUUGCUUAUCUUUAUCUUGAUUCCAAUUACUUUACGGGCGAAAUACCAGUGUGCCUGACGAACAUGACCCACUUAAUUGAGUUAAGUUUGUCCAAUAAUGAACUAACAGGCCCAAUUUUGAGCUCAUUCUCUCAACUCGAAAACCUUGAAGUUCUUGAUCUUAGUGGCAAUAAUCUAAUUGGAACAGUAGAGGCUGACAUUUUUUUCACUCAUAAAAAGCUUGAGUUUCUCAGUCUAUCUGACAACAAUAUAACCUUCAUUACCCACCAUCACAUUAACUUCACCAUUCCAACUCUUAGAGGAUUACAACUGAAUGGCUGUAACUUGAGAGAGAUCCCCUAUUUUUUGAAGUUAAAAAAUAAUUUGGAGUUUUUGUUCCUGCAUGAAAACAAUAUUCAUGGGAAAAUUCCAUACUGGAUAUGGAAUGUCAGUGAUAACCUAGAGGCAGUUGACCUUUCUUCUAACUUCCUUACAUCCAUUGAACAUAAUCUGACUGUUUUCUCAAAUAAGAGUCUAGAAGUCAUUGACAUAGGAAAUAAUAUGUUGCAAGGGAAUCUCCCAGUUCCACCACCAAAUACCAUUCGGUACAUUGUGUCUAACAACAGUUUGACCGGAGAUAUUCCACCCUUGAUCUGUAGUGGCAUGUCCCUCAAAGUACUCGACUUGUCGUAUAACAACAUGAGUGGGCCUAUUCCUCCAUGUUUGAGUAAUUCUUUGGCAUCUCUUAGUCUCCAAAGCAACAAAUUUUCUGGAACUAUUCCUCAAUUGUAUUCAGAAGAUUGCGAUUUGGAGGAAAUUGACUUGAGUCAAAACCAGCUUAAAGGAGAAGUACCAAGAUCUUUGAUAAGUUGUAAAAUGCUUCAGAUUUUAGAUCUAUCAGAUAAUCAGAUUGAACAAACUUUCCCCGUCUGGUUGGGGACUCUUCCUCAAUUGCAAGUCCUUUUUCUGCAUUCCAACAAAUUUCAUGGUGCACUGGGAAGUCCUAGAAGUCCUUUAGAGUUCCCAAUGUUACGGAUUAUUGAUGUCUCUCACAACUCUUUGACGGGUGUUUUGCCUGUGGAGUAUAUCAAGAUAUGGAAUGCGAUGAAAAUGAAUAGUCCAGAUACGGAACUAUAUAUAACGACUAAUAUAAAGUUUAAAACACGGUCUUCCAUCUGGGGUAACCCAGACCUGCAGAGCUCCAUAACUCUUGUGAAUAAGGGUGUAGAAACGGAGUACAAGCAGAUUUUAAAUAUUCUCACUGCUAUCGAUCUCUCAAGUAACAAUUUCACAGGUGAGAUUCCAGAAUCUCUUGGAACUCUGAAGGAGCUUGAGUUGCUCAACCUGUCAAACAAUGAGCUCACUGGUCCCAUUCCCCGAUCCUUGGCAAACCUUACGAAGCUUGAAUCGUUGGACCUUUCGCAAAACAAGCUCACAGGGGUCAUCCCUCAGCAAUUAGCAUCGCAGCUCACUUCCCUUGAAUUCUUCAACGUGUCCUACAACCUCCUCAGUGGUCACAUACCACAAGGCUCGCAAUUUGGGACAUUUGACAACAAUUCUUAUGUAGGAAAUUCAGGACUCUUUGGAUUUCCUAUAUCUAAGAAUUGUGGAACUGUGCACUCACCACCAGCCGAUGGCGACGAGGGUGAUUCUGAUGAUACAUAUGAGUUUCCGAGUGGUUUUGAUUGGAUGUUCAUAUUAGCAGGAGUCGGAAGUGGACUGGUGGUGGGAUAUGUAAUGGGAAACAUUCUAACGGAUGGAUACCCAUGGCUGAUAAGUUCGAUUGCCCAGAGCUUUGCAUGCAGAGAAAAGAAGCAGCGGAGGGCGAAGAGAUCGAUCAUUCGGAGAUAGUGAUGAGGAUCAGAAUGUUGCAGGUUAACAGUUGUUUGCCCCAAAAAUUUUUAUGCAGGUAUCUUGUUGGAAGUAUGUGUUAGUACUGCACCUAAAGUUUAUUUCUGCACUGUGUCUACUGCUUUUACAAUUUAAAGUUCAGCAGUAAUGCAAACACCGUGAAAAGUUUUAGCUGCCGUUUCAGAUGUCUGAGCUUGUAGUUGUAUGUAAAGUGUAAAGUAUAUGAUAUUCUCCGGCACCCUCACUUAUAACCAGGCCCGGCCCUGAAAAAUUGGAUGUCUCGAGCGAAUUUAAAAUUUGUUGCACUAUAUAUCAAAAUCAAAUGCAUACACAGUUCAUUUUUCGGAA